AUUAAAGCAGCUUAAUGUAUGCAUACUUUAUACAACUUUGAAUAGUUAUAUUUUAUUACAUCAAUCAGCUUAUGUUUUUAUGACAGCGUAGUUUCAAUGUAGAUUCAAAUUUGAGAAACAUCUGAACUCACUUUUAGAAGAUUCAUCGUUUGAAGAUGUUUUUCUAUAGUUUUCGGUGCACUUUGUUCUCGUUUCACCUAUGGACCCUUUUAAACAUUCAAGGUGUGGAGAGUAGACUAUUUUUUAAAUUAGAAGAUGUCACUGCAACGACGGUCAACGUCUCCGUGACUUCCGAUGCCAUCACAAAUGAAACGGUUGCAAAUGCAUCUUGGCAUGUCGGCAAUAUAACUUGUUCCUUAAUCCACCAUCCUGAAGCAUGUGGUGAAUUGAGUCAUAAGACCGACGAUGAGACUUAUCCACCCUGGUUCUCCUAUUCGGGAUUGACACCUGGGAGCGUGAUCACUUUCGAGAUUGACGGUCUGUUCACGAGUGCAGGCCAGAAUGACAUAUCCCAACUUACCAUUCAUCUUUGCACAGCACCUGUUGCCCCUGAUCUCUCUGGCGUUCCCUACAUUUCCAAUGAGACCUCAAUCUCAAUCCUCGCCUCAGACAACCCUGUAACACCCUCCAAUAACAAUGGUUACCUCACACAUUACGGCAUCAAAACCGACCACAACAACCAAUCAGCUUUCAGAAGCACCGGAACAGUAGCUGUGAACGAAAACCUCGAAAUAUACAAUUUGGGGCCGGGAACUGAAUAUAAGUUCCAAGUUUAUGCUAUCAACAAUCGGUCGGAAUGCGACAACCCUGAACUGGAGUCAAAUGAUGCUACAGAGUAUAAAGCAUGCUCAAUUAUGCCACACGUCUCUGAGACGCCAGUAGUCUUGUCCAAGACUUCAGACUGGUUCUGCAUUAAGUGGAAUCAAGCUAAAUCAACUGUGGACUAUACUGGAAUGGUAUUAGCCCUUAAACAAGGCAACAAAACUCUAGAGAGCGAACAAGAAUACAGCGUCGAUAGAAAGCAAGACACCGGACUGCAUUGUUUCCCCUUGUCCCAGACGUUUAAUGAAGAAGAUGUUCAGGUUGAAUUGGCCCUCCGGAAAAGUGAUCUACACAACUGUUCCUAUCCAGUGUCCAAUCCAACUUUGUUCAAUUUCAGCUUGUCAGUCAUAGACCGACUAUUUUCUCUGACAAUUUCCUCUGUCUGCGACUCUGAAAACUGCACGAUCACUCUGACCGACGACAAACUAGACACUAGGGAGGAGUUCACCUUCAUCUAUACGGUUACCUAUCAACCAUACGGAGACGUUGAACGAACGGGAUUUUUUCUGGGCAGUGAUUGUAACACAACAGCCGUGUCGUGUUCGUACCUGUUAGAAAAUUUGGGCUUCAGUUCGGGAUUCAACUUCACUCUAACUGUUUCUGUGAGUCUGUGGAAUGUUUCUCUUCCGUGGACUUAUGAGCACAAAUUAUACAAUCACCGGCCUGAGAAUGGAGACGACGAUGCAGAGCCAGGCGACGAUGAUGCUCAACGUGAAGGGGAAAUCGAUAUCCGAGUUAGUGAAGAGCAUGACGAGGGACUGAAGCCUGCAACAAUAGUUGCCAUAUGUUUCUUCCUUCUGCUCCUAAUUGCUGUAGUCUCGGUGUACCUCCUCUUCGGGCUGCGACAACCCAAAAAUCCAACAAUGAGACCCGGUAGUCAUCGUGAGGCUACUGUGCACCAUGUGGCUAGUCUGGACGAAGUGUAUUUGCAGGAAAACGAAUAUGAAGAUGCGUUUUUCAGAGCAGGUACCUCCUACGGUCGAGGUUUGAACUAUGAAAAUCUAGCGUACACUGAAGACUACGAAACAAGGACAGAGGAAACGAAGCCGAAGUUGUCCUUCAGUGACAUCACUCCUGGUAAUGAGUCCAAUGAUGACUAUAAUUUCCAAAUGAGACACGAAAACCAGAUCGAAGAUACUGGACUAUGAGAACAUACAUGCCCUACAACUCAGUAAAUCCAAAACUAUGAUUUAUUCAUUCUCUACUGUUUGGCUAGCUUAUUUGUACAUAGAAGUAAUAAAUAAAUAAUUCACAUUCUUCCUAAAAA
Messenger RNA from Symsagittifera roscoffensis, 2089 nucleotides. RefSeq lists its product as uncharacterized. The record is from RefSeq and is a predicted model, not a curated record. Bases 156 to 1970 code for a protein of 604 amino acids. The transcript is spliced from 10 exons. Gene Ontology annotation, molecular function: protein binding. Lineage: Eukaryota; Metazoa; Xenacoelomorpha; Acoela; Convolutidae.